AUGUCAAAAUCAGCCCAGGUAAAUCCAUCGGCUCCAACAUUCACGGCCAGCCUGGGAGACCCCGUCACACUGACGGUGUCAGGAAGCAGCGAUGGAGUCGCCUGGGAGAAACGUAACGUAUCAAACAGACUCGCAGAAGGGACUGACCUGACCGUUACACCACAGGCUACAGAGGAUCACCAGGGAAGUUACGUGCUGUACAGACAGGCGGAUGGAUACAAUGCCCUGGUGGGCGUUACGCGCCUUAUCGUUAGAGGUUGUCCCAGGAACAAGUACGGACCCUUCUGUAGGUUCACCUGUCCUACGUGUCAUCAUGGCGGCUGGUGUGAUGACGUCAGCGGGGACUGUGUGUGUCCGCCUGGGUUCAUCGGAAAAAACUGUGAGAUUGGAUGCCCCCGUAUUAACUACGGUCAGUCCUGUCAGUGGGACUGUAACAAUACCGACAUCGACGGUUACAACGCCGACCCAGAUUGCCGCCGGGUGAUGUUGUGUCUCCCCGAUCCUUACGGCUGUUCCUGUGUCCGGGGCUGGAAGGGACUGGACUGUCAAACACCAUGUGCAGCAGGUGAAUACGGAGCUGGUUGCACACAGCGGUGUGACUGUAAGAACGGCGGGACAUGUGACCGGGUAAAGGGCUGUGCCUGUGUGGGCGACUGGAGUGGACCAACCUGCGAAGACAAAAGUAAGUGA
Messenger RNA from Branchiostoma belcheri (Belcher's lancelet), 690 nucleotides. RefSeq names its product tyrosine-protein kinase receptor Tie-1-like. The record is from RefSeq and is a predicted model, not a curated record. The coding region runs from base 1 to 690 and encodes 229 amino acids. Lineage: Eukaryota; Metazoa; Chordata; Leptocardii; Amphioxiformes; Branchiostomatidae. The transcript is spliced from 5 exons.